This is a messenger RNA of Halteromyces radiatus, 1296 nucleotides long. Its product is annotated as actin-related protein. Bases 86 to 1222 code for a protein of 378 amino acids. Lineage: Eukaryota; Fungi; Mucoromycota; Mucoromycetes; Mucorales; Cunninghamellaceae. The record is from RefSeq and is a predicted model, not a curated record. The transcript is spliced from 7 exons.
UUUUUUUUUUUUUUCUUUCCCCUUUCUUCGACAUCAUCCUUUUUUUCUUUUCUUCUUCAUUCUCACUUUCUUAUAAUAUAUACCAAUGAAUUCUGAAUUUGACGAUGUUCUAACCAAUCAACCUGUGGUUAUAGAUAAUGGAUCUGGUGUUAUCAAGGCAGGUUUCGCUGGUGAAGAACAACCAAAAUGUUUUUUCCCAUCUAUGGUUGGACGACCAAAACAUGUUCGUAUUAUGGCUGGUGCUGUAGAAGGAGAGACAUUUAUUGGUCGAAAAGCUCAAGAAUUACGAGGUUUACUUACCAUUCAAUAUCCUUUACAACAUGGUAUUGUUGAUAACUGGGCUGAUAUGGAACGUAUUUGGCAAUACCUUUAUACCGAUGAAUUGAAAACUCUCUCUGAAGAACAUCCAGUUCUUUUGACUGAAGCUCCUUUGAAUCCUAGAUCAAAUCGAGAAAUGGCUGCACAAAUCUUUUUUGAAACAUUCAAUGUACCUGCCUUAUUUACAUCUAUUCAAGCCGUUCUUAGUUUAUACUCUUCUGGUAGAACCACUGGGAUUGUAUUGGAUUCUGGUGAUGGUGUGACUCACUCUGUACCUGUUUAUGAUGGAUUUGCUGUUCCACACGCUAUCCGUCGUAUAGAUCUAGCUGGAAGAGACAUCACUGAAUAUCUACAAUUAUUGUUACGCAAGUCUGGUUAUAAUUUCCAUACUUCAGCUGAAAAGGAAGUUGUUCGUAUUAUCAAGGAAAAAACAUGUUAUGUUGCAUUGAAUCCAACCAAGGAAGAAAAGGAAACAAGUGGCAAGGUGGAUGACUUUAUGCUUCCAGAUGGUAAUAUUAUCAAACUUGGCGCUGAACGAUUCCGUGCUCCUGAAAUCCUGUUCCAACCUGAUCUUAUUGGUCAAGAACUUCCUAGUGUCCAUCAAACCAUUGUGGAUUGUAUUAGUCGUGCUGAUUUGGAUUUGCGGAAAUCUCUUUAUUCCAACAUUGUUCUUUCUGGAGGAUCUACUCUUUGUAAAGGAUUUGGUGAUCGACUUUUAUCUGAAGUAAAACGAUUAGCAGCAAAGAAAGAUCUCAAAAUCAAGAUUUAUGCUCCUCCUGAACGAAAAUACAGCACUUGGAUUGGUGGAUCUAUUCUCGCUUCACUUAGUACUUUCAAAAAGAUGUGGGUGUCUGCUGAAGAAUAUCAAGAAGAUCCUGACAUUAUUCAUAAGAAGAUGUUCUAGUUUAGAUAUAUUCCCCCUUUUUAUAUACAUAUAUAUAUAUUAUUUUAUACUUUUUUAGUUAUCUUUUUUUUUUU